Molecule: messenger RNA, 324 nt
Organism: Humulus lupulus (European hop)
Lineage: Eukaryota; Viridiplantae; Streptophyta; Magnoliopsida; Rosales; Cannabaceae
Exons: 1
Coding region: 1-324 (107 amino acids)
Source: RefSeq, a predicted model, not a curated record
AUGGCGUCGUCCUUAGUGCACCCCAGCUCAGUUUCACCCCUCCAAAACCCUAAAAAGUUGGGGCUUGUGGCAAACGCAAUGAAGCGCAAAGACAAAUUCAUUAAGUUCUUUGCCAUGACUGGGAUCUUGCUGUUAAGUGUUAGAUCUCUAGGUCAAAAGUAUCAGAUUCAUGACCUUCUCGAGGACACUUCAGCUUUUAAACAAGAGGAAGAAACCCUAAACAAUCGCAUGAACAACAUUAAGCAAGCCCUUCUCCACGAGGCCUCCCUCGAGCCCACUGGUCUCUUUGCUUCCAAGCUACGCCUUCUCUUUGGUGAAGACUAA